Molecule: messenger RNA, 6192 nt
Organism: Procambarus clarkii (red swamp crayfish)
Lineage: Eukaryota; Metazoa; Arthropoda; Malacostraca; Decapoda; Cambaridae
Product: ryncolin-2
Source: RefSeq, a predicted model, not a curated record
CCUCACUCUCUCCCUCACCCCUCACCACACCAGGUAGACACACCUACAGUCCCCUCUGGUGAGGUAAGCUCCGGGAGCAAUGUGCUGGUGUAGAGCGUGGGUGCUGGUGGUGGUGUGGGCGGGAGUGGUCGUGGGUGGACCCAUGUCCGGCAGCAAGGCAUUCUUCAAACACAAGAGUAAUUCAUCACAGAUGGUGACCGUGCCGUCUGAUCUCCUUGUCCAGCUCUUAGACGUCACCCGCUCCUUGCAGAAACUCCUCCCUUCUGAUCUCCCCGUCACCUUGCUCGACGUUACCCCAGAGGAAGCCGUGGCGAGGGUUGGGGACGAAGGCCACAACUCGCUACUAUCCCUGGCACUUCGACACCACGCCCUUCUGCAGCAGCGUAACGAAGAGCUGCUGACGCAACAUGGCCGCUGCACCGCGCAGAUCGAAGCCCUCCAAGAAGACAAGCAGGAACUUCGACUACAGCUCCUGGAGGUCAAGCGACAACUCCAGCAGCUGCAGAGGUCCCGAGGAGACCCAUUACCGCCUCCGACAGGCACAGUCGAGGGCGCCAAGAAGAGUAACAAGGUGAUUGAGGAGCCAAUGUGCCCCUGUAAGGAGAAUAUCACGGAAGCCGAACUGGAGGAGAGGAACUUCGUUGGGGAAGACUGUGUGUGUGAGAAUGUUACUGUGUCGCCGCCCCCGCCGCCACCCACUACGCCCGCGCCCAAGCUGCUGGGUACUGGGGCAAGAGUUAAGGAUUGUGCCGGUCACCAGAGUGAAGGGGAGACAGAGAGCGGCAUGUACGAGAUCUACCCUUCGGAGUGCCGGGCGGUGAGGGUGUGGUGCGACCUGCAGACGGACGGGGGAGGCUGGACGGUGUUCCUCAACAGGCAGCAGCAACCCAAGCAGGUCAACUUCACCAGAACCUGGAAGGAGUACAGACAGGGCUUCGGCGACGUUACUGCUGAGUACUGGCUAGGCAAUGAGUACCUGCACCAGCUGACAGCCAAGGCCGCCCACGUCCUGAGGGUCGACGCUGAGGACUUCAACGGCAGCCGCCGGUGGGGCGUCUGGGGGCGCUUCCGGGUCGAGGACGAGGACCACAACUACAAGCUGCUGGCGGUGAUGUACUCCUCCAACAGCACCCUGGGAGACGGUCUGCUCUGGCACAGCGGGAUGCAGUUCUCCACCAUCGACAAGGACAACGACAAACACAAAGGUAGCUGCGCGCACGAGUACAAGGGCGGGUGGUGGUACAAUGUCUGCCACAACGCCAACCCGACAGGGAUUCUCACGAACUCGGACGACUUCGACUCCGUGGGCUGGGUGUAUUGGAGUCCCCGGCAGUACAAGUGGGCCAGUCUUCGCUGGCUCCAGAUGAAGAUCCGACCACAGAACUUCGGCACACCGGAUCCUUCGGAUGGCCCGGGGGACUGUUCCGGGGACUAGUAGUAGUAGUAGUAGUCCUCCAUCAGUCUCAGGAGACUAUGGAGUUGUGCUGAAGCUGUUAUCCAUGCAGCAAGCCCUCCCGCUCUCCAUGGCGCCGAAAGUCUCCAAUGGGAAGGCAUUGGCAUUAGUAGUAUUGGUAGCCCCUCUAUAUGUACCUAUUCGUUGGUUCCGAAGAUCAGCGAGCCCCGUGGCCCGGUCUCUGACCAUCAGAGAUGCCCCUGGAGACCAUCAGGUACUUCAGGGGCCUUGGUAUUCGACCCCUUUGAUGUGAUGUUUCAGAGCCAGGAUUCGUCAAGCGUGUUCGUAACUCCUUUACAAAACCUCUACAUCUUUCCUCAGUCGUGGCAGUUGUGUGUAUGUUUACAGUAUUGUAAACAGUUAAUGAGCUGGGAAGCACUACGAGGUUGUUUACAACACUAAUAACCUCGGGUUGUGGAGUUUACAACAUUGUAAACUGUUUAUGUAAACAAAACCACCAUUACUGUUGAAAGAUGUACAUGUUUCGUCAAUAUUUUGAUGAAUCCUGUCUCUGGAUUCAUCAAGUAUGUCUUAAUAUACAUAAUUAUUCAUACUUUUGAACAACUAUUAGAAUAGUCUUAGCUGUUUUUAUUAAGCAUUCUGUAUUUAUCAAGUGAAUCCUCAUUCAUCUAACACAUCCAUGCACUGAUUCCCGCGCGAAGAUCGGCCAUCUUGGCGCGCGGAUUGAACGCUCCUGGCUGGACUUUCUUCCCACACCUCACCUGGAGAUCAUAUUUGAAUUCAGCUGGCUUCUUUGGGCCAGUGUGUGCUCACUGCAGCUACCCAGGGGCUCACAGCUCCGGGGGAGGCCGGAGCCUCCCUAAUGGACGCCUCCCCGAGUAGGGGCGCCAUGGACAUCCCAGAGAGUCCCAGAGAGGAAAACGUCUGUUGGAAAAUGAGCCGGCUGACGCUGCCCCAGAGCGAGAUGCUAAGAGGAAGUCUUCGCCUUCAGAAGACCUUCCUUCUGUGGUAUCUCAUUCCUCGUUUGUGGUUGUCCUAAUCCAGUCAACAACAGGUCAGUGCGUACAGUGCAAAUUUAGUACCGUAAGUGCAGCAAUUGAGGCGUCUGUAUUGUGGUAAUAUUGCCUGCCUGAAACCGUGCAUACCCUGGGUAGGGUGCAGCAUCAGAAAGAUGCUACACAUCAGAAAGGAGGCUCUAUCGCACGAAUGUGUAUUCGACAUUAUCAAGUUGGGGACUGGCCUGUCAGGUGUCGACAAGUAUUGUCACAGGAGGAGGAGGCGUCUCGGGCGUGGUAUGGGAAGAUUGGCCCAAUUGACCAGAGUGAUGAAGUGGAUGACAUCCAGGCCGCUCUGCAGGUGUUAUGGGGUGCAUCAGCGGGAUUAUUGGAAGUUACCAGGAUUUGCGGAGCAGCAGGGCCGACAUCCAUGGCCCGUGUAAAGUUCGAUGGGCCCCUCCCUGACCGGGUGGCACUACACAGGACCUCGUAUCAGGUCCACCCCUAUAACUUCCCUGUGUUACGAUGCUAUGCUUGCCAUCUUUUGGGCCACAGUUGUCUCACCAGCCGUAAUGCAGCGCGCUGUGCAAACUGCAGCAAAACAGGCCAUACAGAGAUAACGGUGGGUGCUCUGAUGCACCUCGCUGCUUUUUAUGUCAUGGCCAUCACAAGGUUAUGUCCAAGAAUUGCUCUGUAUAUCUUGAGGCCCUCCAGUUGGACAUCGAUCAUAAAGCAGCGGGGACCCCUCAACAUGAGCUGUCCCAGAAGUUGCGCACCCUCAAUCAGCCUAUCGCUUCUUCUCGCCUCCGGGUUCCCCCCUGGUCGGGCCUCUUCACAAGUAGGUUCUAGCACACGCUCUUGCCUGUCCCAGCCAUAUCCCUCAUACGCCCAGGCUGCUAAUCGAUCUUCCCUCCGGGGUCCCAUCGAUAUGGACGAAAACUCCAUCACGGAUUCAGACAUGGACGCUCAUUCUCGGCCGGAGCCUGGCACUCGUCACCCUCCUGCCUCUCCCCAGAGAAGCCAGCACUGAUGUCGUCGACACACCCAUCGAUCAGGAGGUACUGCUCCAUCAGAUAGUCCUGAUGAUCCUCUGGUCCCCCAGGCACUUUCCCAGGGGAUUGUGACGCCGGUGGAACAUGAGGCCCAGAGUGAAGCACCCACCAGGCACAGAUGCCGUCAAGAGGGUUCGCGAGCUCAUCACCGCUUCCGUCAGGCAGAGAGAAGCAUUGCUCAACAGCCUUUUGACUGGAUGUCAUUGAUGCCACAUUUUACUUACUUUGUAUGAGGACUUUAUGGCUUUUUCUAGUGGUUCCUCCUUUGGAGACAUUUGUGUACAGGUGGUCAGAAAGUUAGCUAUUGUAUUUCAGGGAUAAUGGCACCCCAUCCUGAGAAUAGUCUGGUGUUUUUUAAUGCCGUUCCCUUUUUAAGAAGACGCAAUUUCUACGCAAUUUUAUCACCAGUGCACCACCGUUGAUCGUGGGGCUCUGUGAGACUCGGCUUUCUGACGAUCUUUCCUUCACGGUGCCGGGGUAUUCGGUCUAUGGACAAGAUCGGCCAGUACGGGGUGGAGGGGAACUUGCCCUCUUGGUCAGGGACUCAGUUCCGAGCUCCAUGCUCCGGAUUCACUCCUUCCCAGGUGGGCAUUUAGAGUUCAUGGCAGUGAAGGUGGCCCUCUCCCAUGGGUGGGGCACCUUUGGAGGACUGUAUAACCCCUGUCUACUGGUAAUGGUGAAGGAACUAGAACACUAUUUUGGUCUGAUCACAGACACAUGCCUCGUCAUGGGUGACUUUAACACUCGCCACCCAUCAUGGCAACCUGUGCCAUUGAGUCGCCACUACAACACGACUGGCCGAGACCUGUGUCAGUUUCUCCAGACCUCUUCUUACUGACGCCGCCAGGUUUGGGAACCCGGAUAGACCCGCUCAAUGGCCAUACUUCAACGCUCGAUCUUUGCAUUGGAAGAGGCUCCUUCAUGAUGGCGCAGAUAUGGACCGGCUGUACCUGGGUAGUGAUCACCUGCCCACCGUCAUCUCCGUCGGGGGCACUGUUUGUCCUGCUCUGAUCACCUGAAGAUCCAAGUGGAUCUUCUCGGAGGAAAGGUUGCUUGGCUAUGAUGCGGAUGACUAUGGUCGACCCUUCCCCCAGUUACUGCAGAUCUGCAUGGGUCAGCGGAUGCUCUCUCCGAGACCCUCUUCAGUGUAGGCUCUCGGCAUUUUAGGAAGACUAGGGGGCCAGACCACCAAUCCCUUCCGCUGUGGGGCACUGUGGUGGACCCCUGAAUGUCGGCAGGCAGUACUGGACCGGUGGCGUGCAUGGAAUUCGUGGUGGCACCACCCUACUCCACUGAAGCGGCAGACCUUCUGCAGAGCGGACGCCAGGUGUAGGCGAACAGUCCUUUUGCCAAACGGAAGUCCUGGGCUGAUUACUGUGCCUCUCUGCGAUUCGACUUCUCCUCUGCAGGAGCCUGGGUCUCUGUUCACAAGAUGACAGGGAGGUACUUCCAGCCUUCCAUUCCACUCAGAGACCCCAAUGGUAAUGGGAGCCUGGGGGAAGUACAAAUAGCCGAACUUUUGGCUGACCACUUCGAGGAUGUUUACUGUUCCCCCGCUUCUUUCUGUGAGUUCCAUAGGACGGGGCUCCCGACAGGGUAUAGGACUAGCUCAGGACCUGGAUCGUCCAUUUACAUUUGUUGAGCUUGAGGAGGCCCUGUCACUAUCUAGGUUGGGCACUAUGCCAGGGAUAGACAACGUCUCAUAUGAAUUUCUUCGGAGGGCGCCCAGGAUCUUUCAGUCCCACCUCCUUCACUUCUACAACGUCUGCUGGUACUCUGGUGUCUUCCCUGACCCGUGGAAACACCCCAUUCUAUUACCAUUACCCAAGUCUGGGAAGGAUCCGUCUAUCCCGAGUUCAUAUCGGCCCAUAAGUCUGCUUCCAUGUCUAGGGAAAUUGAUGGAACGCCUUGUUCACACCCGACUACAAUGGGUGGUGGAAACCUCGGGUCUCCUACUAGAGGGUAUCAAUAGAUUUCGGCCGGGAAGAAGCACGAUGGACUGCCUCCUCUCCUUGGAACAUCGAAUAAUGGACACUUAUCGCCGGAGAAGAGUGCUUCUUGCAACAUUCUUCGACAUCAAGAGUGCAUUUGACUGUGAUUCAUUCUUCUGUCCUUCAUAGCCUGGCUUGAAUAGGCCUCUCGGGUCCGGUGUUGGGGUGGUUCCAAAACUAUCUACAGGGCCGCUCAUUCAAAGUGGCGGUUGAUGGAGUCGUCUCCACGUCCCACCCUGUCUUGCGCGGUGUCCCCCAGGGAGCAAUUCUCAGCCCGCUAUUAUUCUCUAUUCUUCUGUCUGAUCUCCUGGUAUUCCUGGGGGCCCAGGUUUUAGCCUAUGCCAAUGACGUAACCCUCGUGGUGGAUGGUGCCACUCCCCUGGAGGCACAAGGCUCCCUGCAAAACACCCUGACUGUGUUCUCUGCAGUUGUGCUGGGGAAGGGGCUCACCAUUAUCCCGAUGAACCAGACCAGCCAGUGGUGACCAUCGGGGGCCGUCGUCUCCCGAUCGCUACGGAACACAGGUGGCUGGGGGUCGUUCUAGAUGGCCCUCGGCUGACGUGGAGGCAUCAUGUGGAUUACCUUUGGGCCUCAUGCCUUCGUCGCGUGAACAUCAUGAAACGCCUCUCUGGUGCGGCAUGUGGGGCUUCACGGGAGUCGCUCCUAGCUCUAUAAGGCUUUCAUUCGUAGCAAGAUCGUAUAUGCGAGUGAAGUGUAUGGCUCAGCAGCAUCAUCGGUCU